Molecule: messenger RNA, 610 nt
Organism: Euleptes europaea (tarantolino)
Lineage: Eukaryota; Metazoa; Chordata; Lepidosauria; Squamata; Sphaerodactylidae
Gene: COMMD8
Product: COMM domain containing 8
Exons: 5
Coding region: 1-528 (175 amino acids)
Source: RefSeq, a predicted model, not a curated record
AUGAAGCGGUUGGAAAAGUUACCGGCUGAGGAAGCGUUGAAGUUCCUCCAUAAAGUAGUUGAUGGUGUGUGCGGCCGCGCAUAUCCUCGCUACCAAGACUAUAACACUGUUUGGAAUUUGACAGAAUGGAUGGAAGUUUUAGAACAAGCUGCGACAUAUUUUAAAUCCACAGUUGGCAAAGAUCUCUCAGAUGAAGAGGCUCUUCAGCAGCUGAGUGAGCUGAGUUUUGAUUCUCAGAGGGCUGUAGCGACUUGCUUGAAAGGUAGAAAGCCCGAUAUCAGGCAUGCCCUGAUUAAGAGAACAAAUGCCAUCUCUUCUGCACAGCUACAGGAUUUUGACUGGCAGCUAAAGCUUGCCCUGUCUAGUGAUAAGCUCUCCACGCUGCAAAUGCCGCUUCUGAAUCUUGAUCUGGACGUGUCAGAGAAUGGUGACACGAAGCAGUACUCUGUAGAAAUGAAUAAGGAUGAGCUACAAAACCUGCUCAGCGCAUUGGAGGCUGCUAAUAAAGUUGUCCUGCAGCUGAAAUGAUUGGAACUAUCUGGAUGCUUGCCAACGAUGAAGAAAUUGGCCUGUAUUCCGCAGAGUUCAAGGCUUUGUGCUUUUUGAAGUC